Messenger RNA from Tupaia belangeri chinensis (Chinese tree shrew), 2154 nucleotides. It is a transcript of the gene CFAP206, whose product is annotated as cilia and flagella associated protein 206. The transcript has 13 exons. The record is from RefSeq and is a predicted model, not a curated record. The coding region runs from base 117 to 2102 and encodes 661 amino acids. Gene Ontology annotation, cellular component: ciliary basal body; axoneme. Lineage: Eukaryota; Metazoa; Chordata; Mammalia; Scandentia; Tupaiidae. Gene Ontology annotation, biological process: regulation of cilium beat frequency; regulation of flagellated sperm motility; sperm axoneme assembly.
UCAAUUUUUAUUUAAGUUCUUCCUGCCCAUCCUUUGGGAAAACACUCUCCAGGUCCAGCCCAGCCACGCCCCCUCCACUCGGGCCCCGCCCACCCAGGCUUCAGCGUUCGGUCUCCAUGGUUACGCGGCCGCUUUGGGGCUUCAGUAGCCAAGCAGGCAGCAGAUCAGGCCGCGGCGAGGGCCCCAGGGCAGAAUCCGCUAGCCGCGGCCGCUGCUUCGGAUUCCCGCCAAGAAUGCCUCCCACUCAGGCAGAAAGUGUUAUAAAGAAUAUCAUACGAGAAAUAGGACAAGAAUGUGCAGCCCAUGGAGAGGUCGUUUCUGAAACUCUGGUUGCUUUUAUGGUGAAAGCUGUUGUCUUGGAUCCAAGUAAUGGCUUUAAUAUGGAUAGAACCCUCGUGAAAAGCGAUGUGCAGAAACUUGUUAAGCUUUGUGUGAGUCGGCUAUUGGAUAAUAAAAAUCCAUCUUUGGACACCAUUAAGAUGCAAGUCUACUUUGACAUGAAUUAUACAAACCGAGGGGAAUUUCUUGAAGAACAUCACCGUGUCCUAGAGUCCAGAUUGGGCUCUAUUAGCAGAGAAAUUACAGACAACAGAGCGUGUAGUAGAGAAGAAUUGGAAAGUCUCUACCGAAAGAUUGUCAGCUAUGUGUUACUACGCUCUGGGCUCGGGGCCCCUACAGACAUCAAAAUUGUCAGAGAAGCAACAGCUGCCCUACAGAGUGUUUUCCCUCAGGCUGAGCUUGGAACAUUUCUAACUCUUUCUAAGAAGGACAAAGAGCGCCAGCUGAAAGAACUCACCAUGAUUGUUACUGGCAUACGUUUAUUUAACAGAGACUGUGGAAAAGGAGGAGAAGGCAUUGAUGACUUGCCAGCUAUUCUACAUGAAGCCAUCCCAGCCACCACUCAGCACAUUGAUUCGCAGCUUGAGACUGCCCAGGAGCAGAUAUACCGCUACACGGCCAUCUUGGAGAAAGUGACAAAGAACCCACUCAUUAGUAUGGAACUUCAGCCAUAUAUGUUGAAAGAAGCGCUGUAUAAUGUGCGACAAUAUGAGAUCUUCCUUCAGAUCAUUUUGUCAGAUAUAAUUACUUGUGCUCAAGAAGUAGAAAUGAUGAUAAAGCAGUUAGGAGCCCAACUAGAACAAUUGAAAAUGACUGUAAAAUCAAAGACAGCUGUCCCAACAUCACAAGUCUUUCCCAUCUUCAUUGCCCUUUCCAGUUUGUGGACUAGCUUUCAGGAUGAAACCGUUUUGAUAAGUGUCCUCAGUAAUUUAACCACUCACCUGGAGCCAUUCCUGGGCUCUCAUGAAGUACUGUUUCCUGAGAAACUAAUUCAAAGUCUUCUUGAAGGAGUGACUGUGAAAAGUGAUGUGUGUAGAAUGAAAGAACACAUGGGAGAUAGAGUACAAUUGGUGGAUUUCAAAAAACUGGAAUGGCUUUUCCCAGAGACAACAGCAAAUUUUGACAAGUUGCUAAUUCAGUAUCGAGGAUUUUGUCCUUAUACUUUUGUUGCAAUGGAUGGUCUUCUCCUUCCAGGAAAUCCAGCCAUAGGAAUUUUGAAAUAUAAAGAAAAGUAUUACACUUUUAACACCAGAGAUGCUGCAUAUUCAUUUGCAGAAAAUCCUGAAAAUUACAUUGAUGUAAUUAGAGAAAAGGCAAAAAAAAAUGCUGAAUUAAUUCAGCUACUGGAGCUUCAUCAACAGUUUGAAACACUCAUUCCAUAUUCUCAGAUGCGAGAUGUUGACAAACAUUACAUAAAACCAAUUAUGAAGUGUGAAAGUAGCACACAGACGGAUACACACAUAUUACCACCAACCAUUGUGAGAUCAUAUGAGUGGAAUGAAUGGGAAUUAAGAAGAAAAGCUAUAAAAUUGACCAACUUGCGUCAGAAAAUCACUCACUCAGUACAAACGGAUCUUAGUCAUAUGAGAAGAGAAAGCUGUUCACAGGUAUACCCUUUAAAGGAUGCUAGCACACAGUCCAUGAGGGAGAGCAGCACUCGUGUGCCCAGGCCCCAGAUUUACCUAGCGGGUCUUCGCGGGGGAAAGAGCAAGAUUACUCAGGAGGUUAAGGUGAACUUGACUAGAGCUAUUGAUGAAACCUAGUUAGAGAUCACAUGUUAGAGUAGAUGUUACCCAAUCAUGAGCAAUGGUAAAU